Molecule: messenger RNA, 5959 nt
Organism: Anneissia japonica
Lineage: Eukaryota; Metazoa; Echinodermata; Crinoidea; Comatulida; Comatulidae
Exons: 3
Coding region: 161-3043 (960 amino acids)
Source: RefSeq, a predicted model, not a curated record
CAACCACAAUCACCGUGCUUAUUUUGUAUUUAAUUUAAACUAUCAAGAUGAUCUAUUUAGGUGUAAAUGAUCAGCCCUGUAAUAAACAUUAGGCCUAUACGGCAUGAAUGAAGUCACCGACAACUAACGGAUUCUCCGAUAUAUUUACAGCCGAUAAAAUAUGGAAUCUAUGAAAGAAAUGUAUGUACGUGUUUUAAGAGAAUUUUUCCUCUCGACGUAUGGACCUAGUUUAAACAAAUGUACCCUUGCAGACGACACAGUGAUGCAUGAAGCUUACAAAGAAGCCCAAAAAAGAGGAACACUUCCGUUUAACCGAACCAAGGUCCUUAUUCUAGGAGACCACGCUGCGGGAAAGACGUCAACUUGCAGGCGUUUACAGGGAAUGAAUUUUCGACAAGAUGAGCCAAGCACAAUAGGGAUCGAAACAAAGUAUGCGAAAGCGAACAUUAGUGAUGUUAACAGUAAGUGGCAUGAGGUACGCCAUACCCCACUAAACGACAAUGAACAUGAAAAAUCAGCAGCCUGGUGGGCAGUGUCUCAUUUGAGAAAACAAAAAGAAACUGAAACCAAGAGAACAGGAAGCACACCUAGAAUUUAUAAGGUGUCCGUAGGACAUCUAUUUCAAAAUAUGUUUUACAAAAUUAUAUAUAUUAUUCCCAUCUUAAUUACGUUUCUAUUUGGUGGGUUUAAAUUCGGCUUUGGACUGGUUGUAUGGAUUUAUAUUUCUUCCUUGAUGCUUAUGAUCAAAGUUAAUGGUGCUUACCGGUUUGGUUCUGCGUAUAUUGUAGCAGCGGUACUCAUAGAUAGUGCAAUGAGUAUAGACGAGUACACUACAGAUUUUAAGUUUGACUUUUGGAAUGACAUGUCUACAGCUACAAUCAUUUCCAUGUAUAGUCUAGUUGCAUUUUUAACCGGUGUACUUCUUGGCACAGGUUGUAGGACUGGCAUCUGUAUUGCAUUCUGUUUCAUGGUGCAUCCCAAGCAGAACAUCGAAAAUGCAACAGAAAGUUUAUUUGUCACCUGCAGCAAAGCAUAUUUUACAAUAAAGAUAUGCUUGUUUGCAGUUACUACUACGAUAAUCCACAUGUAUGUUCAGGGUAAAAUAAUGUCAAUGAGACCGAAAAAUUGCAUUCUUACAUUAGGGACUACUAUUGUGUCCGUUACAGUCGUGGCCUGUAUCGGACGGCGGUAUUAUCUAGAAAUACUUUCAUCCUUGUGCAUUGCGGUGAUCGCAUCUUUUACUACAUUUGGAGUCACAGUGGGUAAAAAGUUUGUUGUUUACGGGUAUAUUCCCCAAAUAUAUAUUAUCAAGAAAUGCAUUGGUUUUUUAGCGGGCAUAUGCAUAGGCCAUGUUUGUGGAUGGGAACUCGCAGAUUUAAAAACCUCAACAAGAAGCGAUAUUCAAUACUCUCUUCCACGAUAUUUCUUCAAUUUAUUUCUCUUUCUCGCCCCUAUUACUGCAUAUAUCCUCUAUGAGUGGUUUGCAUACACAAAAGUGAAGAAUACAUCAACAAUACCUUUAGAACAUGUCAGAAAAUCAAUAGAAGCAACUAUGCGUAAUGAAUCGUAUUUGGACGCCAUAUUUAGUAUAUGGGACUUUGCUGGACAAGAAAUAUACUAUAACACCCAUCAUCUCUUCAUGUCAAAGCAGGGGGUAUAUCUAAUUCUUUUCAACGCUAUUGAAGCGGCUCUCAAUCCUGUAAAGCAAAUUAAGCGGUUGCAAUUCUGGCUGCAAUCAGUUGCAAUGCAUGCAGAAGCUGAAAAUAUUGUGGUUAUACUUGUAGGAACUAGACGGAAAAGUGUUAACGACAAGGUUGCUCUUUUGAAUUUCGUAAGACUUGCACAUAGCUCCCUGUACAAACGCUUUUCCGAAUUUCUUGUGUUUCACCCAUCCGGAAGUCUUUUCUUUUUUACUGAAAAUACUUUACAAGCUGACCAAGAACUUGACAUCUUACGUGAAGUUAUCUGUAGUGAAAUACGAAAAUUAACAUUUUUUAAUGAACGAUUUUUAAUAAAAUAUUUACUAUUCAAUAAGUCAUUGAAAAAGUUUCGCUUACAAAAACGCAUAAUUACGAGUUUACAAGAUAUUUUAGAGGAAGUAAAAUCGACAGGUGAUGUCAUAUCACAGAAUGAAUUGAUUCAAUUUUUGAAUUACUUUGAUAGGUCUGGUGACGUCAUUUACAUUGAACGUGAUGAAUUGCUUCGACAUUACGUCAUAUGCGACCCUCAAAUGUUGGUAGACAUUCUCACAAUAUUAGUGAACGUACCUGAAUGUCAUAAAAGAGAUCGAAAAGUAGCUAGCCUCUGGCAGAAAUUGGAAGACACAGGAAUUGUUGACAGUAGAUUACUCGAGCACAUUUGUGAAGUAAAGGGAAUUUGGAAACUCUAUCCUUACAUAAUUCGUUUCUUAGUAGGAACACACCUACUUUUUCCGCUCAGUGUUACUGAUCAAGUCGACCAAGUUGGCACCUUUUUUCUCUCGUGUAGGCUACCAAAGAUUAAUUUGAUCUCAAACCUCUGGAACAUCAAUGAUGAUAUGCAAGAUGUUUUUUAUUUCGACCUACCUGGAUAUCUUCCAGAAUUUAUAUUUCUGCGUCUUAUUGCUAAAUGCUGUGAAGUAUAUACAUGGGAUAAAAUCUACUACAACGCAGCACGAUUUAGAACAACUUAUUCAUGUCUUUUCCUCAUCAACACACAUGUAUUCUCUGGAAGCGUGAACUUACACGACAGAGACUUUAUAAAAGUUUCUAUAAAUAAUGAAGACCCAACUCAAGUUAUACGUGUUCUACGAGAAAUGAUAACUUUUGUUAAGGAGAUAAUAUAUCGGGAUUUCAACACAGACAACUUUCAGGAGCAGUAUAUUUGCGGUCCUGUGUGUGAGAGAUGUAGUUCAUUAGAUACUACAACGUGUUUGGUAAACCUCAUAGUACCUGAUAACAAUGAUUCUAUAUUAGAUGGCUACAGACCAGAUCAGUACCACAAAGUUAUACUUAACCCGAAGUUAAGUUUCAUGUGUUACAGAGCGAUGAAUGACCAGGUCUGAGCGUUUUACCACCCAACUGCGGAAUGCCAAACCAGUGCAGUACUGUAAAAUGCUAAAUCUAAACAUAUUGCAAAGUGUUAAUUUAUUCAAUCAUAUACACAACAAAGUCAAUUGAAAUUUGUUCUUUAAAUUCAGCUUAUUAAUGACAUUUUUAUAAACUGUUCUCGAUUAAUACAUCGUAAAAUAUUAUUAUGUUCAGUGUGUAAUUAAUUAAAGAAUGUAUAGCGUUUUUAUUGUUUUCAAUAUUAUAGAAAUAUCACAAAAACAUGCAGAAGAAGAAUUCAUUGAAAAAUCAUUUAAGUCAAAACAAAAAUAGGCUUCUAUUCGACAUAGGCUUCAUUUUAAGUUUACUUUUGUGCAAACUAAAGUCGGGGGCUUCUUCUCGAUGAGAAGAUGAACUUCAAAAAUCACACCCACGUUAUAAUAUCAAUUCAAUAUUUGUUUGUUGUGCUGCAUGUGCCAUCAAUGGGCCACACAACAUAAAUACAUGACAAAAAAACAAGUGAAGAAUUUAUAGUACUAAGGUAACUGUACAUUAAAUGGUAGAGACGUCACAUGAUUACCCACAUACCCCACCUAACUUCGGUAGGGAGGUUACUCCACUAAGGUCCUUAUGACCCGCAUACCCCAACCUAAAUCAACUAUACAUCCUGGGCCGGGCAGGGACGUUACUUUACUCCUAACGGAACUAUUACUGAGUAGGGAGCGUUACUGGGCACACGUCAGAUAAAAAUAAAAUAAGCCUUCUGCUUGUCGGAUAAAUGUUUCCGUUCUAAAUGAACCCAACGUAUUGAAUGCAUUUAAUAUCUUGUUUCUCAAACAACGAACAUGGCUCCGAACCCCAUGAGAAGAAUUUUAUUAAAUGUAAUUAUAAUUUUGUAUUCUUUAAGUAGGGUGACCUCCACUACAGCUUAUCAACGGGCUCAAGUUUUGAAAGGCCCCUGGACCCGACGGCAUAACAGCUUAUAGGGCCUACUGCAGCCAACAUUAAUGAGCCCCUGGCAAAACUGUUGGACCUCUCUCUAUCGUGGAAGGCUUCCAAAAUGCAAAUGUGGUUCAGUUUCUAAAUCAAGUGAUAGAUAAUUUGCAUAGAUAAUUUUAGGCCAAUUUCUUAAUGCUCAACUGUCGGAAAACCUCUUGAGAAUAUAAUACACUCACGUAUUACAUUAUUUAUGCAACCAAUGGUCUUGGGUUAUCCAAUCAACAUGGAUUUGUAAAUGGUCGUUCUUGCACCACAGUUUUAUGGGAAAUUGUGAUUAGAGUACUACACUCGAUAUACGCGCCCUCCACGAGUCGACGCUAUAAUCCGUGACUGAAUCAUAAAGCGUUUGACCGGGUCUCUCACCCAAUUCACAGAAAACUUCGUGGCCAUGGUGUAAGUGGCUCCACGCUACAAUGGGUUUCAUCCUUUUUGUUGGAUCGUACGCAGAAGGUUGUGUUCAGGGGGUCGGGCUCUUCCCCUGCGUGUCCUGUGCUAUCUGGAGUGCCACAGGGCUCGGUUUUGGGAAAAUACUCUUAUAAUAUGAUAUUGUAAUCGACCUCGUCGCUUCAUUAUCCUCUUGUGUUAAAAUGUAUGCAGACGAUACCCUACUUUACAGUACAAUUAAAUAUGCUAAUGAUAUUUCUGUGCUUCAAAAUUAUUCGAUUUUAUCCUUGAUUGGAGUAAAGUAAAAAAAGAAAAAUGUGAAUUACUAGACGUAAAAAUAAUUAUUUUCUGGGUCAGAUUGGGGCCUGCAUGUUAGUAGAAUUGGAAAUGAUCUUCAGGUUUUAUCAUAUGAACGAUUGGAUGUCUAAUCCAAAAUUAAUUAUUAAAUUUUAUGUAUCUCUAGUUCGCCCAAUAUUGAAAUAUGGAGUACCUUCGUGAUGUGUGGGGUCCCUAGAUCGUGUGUUCCCCAAAGAUAAUUUUAAUUUUUAUAUUUUAUCCAUAGGCCUAUUAUAUGAAACCCGACUUCAACGUCUGAAUCUUUUUGGCCUUUUCAAUAGAUUUAAGUUUUUAGGGAUUAUAUUCAUUGCUAAGGCUUUAUAUAAGAAAAUAAACAUAUAUUAUUGAAUGUAUCUCUCAGAAUUUGUGCCACACUGAUCACCUUAAUUACAGAACUAACGCUGCCCAUUAUCAUAUUUUUAAUGCUUUUCAACGAACACCUUAUAAUAUUGAAGAUUCUCUUGUAUUGUUCUUUCCCAUUUAUAUUUCAUUUUUUUCACUUAAACACAGCUUGCUGAAUGUUGACAUAAAGUUUGUAAUUGUCUCUCGCAUGUGCUUUUUAACUAAUGUACAUACUUUCUGUUCUUUUGAUUUAUUCGUAUAUUUUUUACCUACUUUUAAAUGUUAUCUUUAAGUGGUUUAUAAAAUCACUUAAUAGUUGAUUUAAUUCAAGUUUUUGAUCAUGGAGUCUACCACUUAAUAGUUCACUUUUAUGUAUCUUUCUUGGUUGUGUUCCAAAGACGAAAAAAGAAAUGAUCUAUGGAACGUCAAAAGUCAAUGCAGUAUUGUAAAAUACAAAAAAUCUGUGAUAAUUGAUACAAUCGCAACAGCACAACACAACCAAUGAAAAUUUAUUUUUUAGUUAGCAGCCCAAGAAUAGAACACAGUGUUACAAUUGUCAAACAACACUUUAAUAUACUCUGACUAUAUAGGCCUACAAGGGAGAGGGGGGGGGGGGGGGCGGCAGACGGAUAGAAAUAGAGAAACGAGAGAGGAGGAGCGAUCAAUAUGUAUUACGUGUAAAGACAUAUUGUGUGUUAGGUGUACAUAAGUAAAUAUAAUUUCACAUAUGUGCUGUCUUAAAACAAAUUGAUUGAUAUUUUCUUAAUUAACUGCAGCUGUUAAGUUUAUCUGAGUGUUUGUGUAAUCAACUGUGUGUUACAAUGUAAAAUGAACACAAAAGGAAAACUAUUGAAAUAAACGAUCAGUUUAAU